Leptosomus discolor (cuckoo roller) is the source of this 635-nucleotide messenger RNA. The record is from RefSeq and is a predicted model, not a curated record. Lineage: Eukaryota; Metazoa; Chordata; Aves; Leptosomiformes; Leptosomidae.
CAAAACCAAAUAGGAAGCUGACAUUCCUGUACCUGGCCAAUGAUGUCAUACAGAACAGCAAAAGGAAAGGACCAGAAUUUACGAAAGACUUUGCUCCAGUAAUAGUGGAGGCUUUUAAGCAUGUUUCAAGUGAGUCUGAUGAGAGUUGUAAGAAACACCUUGGCCGAGUGCUGUCUAUCUGGGAAGAAAGGUCUGUUUAUGAAAAUGAUGUAUUAGAACAACUUAGGCAAGCUUUGUAUGGAGACAGAAAGGUGAGGAAACGCACAUAUGAACAAAUAAAAGUUGAUGAAAAUAACUGUUCACCUCGAAGUUCUCCGACUGAUCCUCCACAGACCACAGAUCUCAUUAGAGCUUUACAAGAACUAGAAAACGCUGCCUCUGGGGAUGCAGCAGUUCAUCAGAGAAUAGCUUCUUUGCCUAUAGAGGUCCAAGAUGUGUCCCUAUUAGACAGAAUAACAGAUAAGGAAUCUGGAGAGCAACUUUCCAAAAUGGUAGAUGAUGCAUGUAUGUUGCUGGCGGAUUACAAUGGCAGGUUGGCAGCUGAAAUAGAUGAUAGAAAACAGCUAACUCGAAUGUUGUCAGACUUUCUCCGAUGUCAAAAAGAAUUCCUUGCAGAGAAAGAACAUAAACUGGAA